AUGGACAGCAGGGAGAAUCAGCACUUGAAGUACCUGGUCUGGGCAACACAAUACCCAGCCCUCAACAUGACAUCAGAUGAUCACCCUGGAAUGCAGUGGCAGCUACGACCUCAAGAUGUCGGCUCACUCUGCUACCAUUUAACGGAGGACAAUCAAAGGAACCACGGUGAAGAAACGGAAUCACAUAUUAUGGCAGUCUAUCACCACGCUGGAGGUCAUUCCCACCAUCCGGUUGACCACAGUGAUCGGGACCCACAACGAGAAAUGGUUGCCAUCGAACUUGUGUUCCUGCUUCUGUGGCAUAUAAGAGAUCUUGAAUACUCCAAAGAGAACAUUCUAUCGAAGUUGCUUGCGAGGCUGGGACCGAGAAAGCCGUCUGGUUAG
Messenger RNA from Colletotrichum lupini, 384 nucleotides. RefSeq lists its product as uncharacterized. The coding region runs from base 1 to 384 and encodes 127 amino acids. The transcript is spliced from 3 exons. NCBI's taxonomy places the organism in Eukaryota, Fungi, Ascomycota, Sordariomycetes, Glomerellales, Glomerellaceae. The record is from RefSeq and is a predicted model, not a curated record.